CUGGCGGGGAGGAAAAGCAGCCCUGGGCUGCCAGGUGAGGUAAGGAACUCCCCGCCAGCUCACCUCCGUAGAGGCGGGGCGCGGUUCCCGAUCACUCAUAGGGGCGGAGCCGUCUGAGCACCUGCGCCAAGGCGGAACUGAGGGGUCCGGUCACUGCACGGAGGACCUAGCACCAAGCCUCACCUGUGCGGGGGCCGGAGGCGGGGCCAGAACUCACCUGAGCAGGCGGCGACUUGCCCCGGGGGUAACCCCGGGCUCGCCUAGCGCGGAGGGGGAGAAGCCCCCGGGCGGCUCCAUCCGUACGCCCCCGCGUCGGUCCGCGCGGCAGCCAUGACCUGGAGCGCCACGGCUCGGGGCGCGCACCAGCCGGACAACACCGCGUUCACGCAGCAGCGCCUCCCCGCCUGGCAGCCGCUGCUGUCAGCCAGCAUCGCGUUGCCGCUCUUCUUCUGCGCGGGCCUGGCCUUCAUCGGCCUGGGCCUGGGCCUCUACUACUCUUCCAAUGGCAUCAAGGAGCUCGAGUACGACUAUACCGGCGACUCGGGCCUCAGCAACUGCUCGGUGUGCGCCGCGGCCGGGCAGGGCCGCGCGCCGCCGCCCCGCUGCUCAUGCGCCUGGUACUUCUCUCUGCCCGAGCUCUUCCAGGGCCCCGUGUACCUCUACUACGAGCUGACCAACUUCUACCAGAACAACCGGCGCUACGGCGUGUCCCGCGACGACGCACAGCUGAGUGGGCUGCCGAGCGCCCUGCGGCACCCGGUCAACGAGUGCGCCCCCUACCAACUCAGCGCGGCCGGCCUGCCCAUCGCGCCCUGCGGCGCCAUCGCCAACAGCCUCUUCAACGACUCCUUCUCGCUGUGGUACCAGCGCCAGCCCGGCGGGCCCUACGUCGAGGUGCCGCUCGACCGCACGGGCAUCGCCUGGUGGACCGACUACCACGUCAAGUUCCGCAACCCGCCGCUGGUGAACGGCAGUCUGGCGCUAGCCUUCCGGGGCACCGCGCCCCCGCCCAACUGGCACCGGCCGGUCUACGAGCUCAGCCCCGACCCCAACAACACCGGCUUCAUCAACCAGGACUUCGUGGUGUGGAUGCGCACUGCCGCUCUGCCCACGUUCCGCAAGCUGUACGCGCGCAUCCGCCAGGGCAACUACUCCGCCGGGCUGCCACGGGGCGCCUACCGCGUCAACAUCACCUACAACUACCCGGUGCGCGCCUUCGGCGGCCACAAGCUCAUCAUCUUCAGCAGCAUCUCGUGGAUGGGCGGCAAGAACCCCUUCCUGGGCAUCGCCUACCUGGUGGUUGGCUCCCUCUGCAUCCUCACGGGCUUUGUCAUGCUGGUCGUCUACAUUCGCUACCAGGACCAGAACGACGAGGACGAGGAGGACGAGUAACUCCUGCUUUCAAAGUACCCUUUCUGAAAGCUUCUUGCUUCAGCUCUCUUGCAGGCUUCUUUUGGGUUUCUAUCUUUUUGACUCUCACCCAAUUCCAGCCUCGCUUCACUUGGCCUCCUGUUGUGGAUGAGGAGACCAGAGAGAGAGGAAUUACAUCCAAUCCGGGGCCUCCAGACUUUUCUGGGGUGUUUGAACUGGUAGAGUGAG
Phacochoerus africanus (Common warthog) is the source of this 1599-nucleotide messenger RNA. It is a transcript of the gene CDC50B, whose product is annotated as transmembrane protein 30B. The coding region runs from base 331 to 1392 and encodes 353 amino acids. Lineage: Eukaryota; Metazoa; Chordata; Mammalia; Artiodactyla; Suidae. The record is from RefSeq and is a predicted model, not a curated record. The transcript has a single exon. Gene Ontology annotation, cellular component: endoplasmic reticulum; Golgi apparatus; plasma membrane. Gene Ontology annotation, biological process: phospholipid translocation.